AUUCAACCUGCAAUGCACCAUCCGAGCCUGCAAAUACCACGGACACAGAGAGAGUGGAUACCGGUGGGAACUAAAUGAAUGAUCUGCUGAUGCUAAUGUCCUCUGCCAGCCAAGGUCUUGUUUAAUAAACCUCAAGAUGAGAUGGGCGUGCGAGAACUAACAUGAUCAAAAAAAAAAAAGCCUCGUCAAUUCAGAACCCACACACCUGAAGCUGCAGCUGAUAAUGAAAGAGGAAUUUCUAAUGCGGAAAGAGCAUGACAUCUUUGAGGACAGCUGGACUGAAGACUGAUUAAAGUGGACUUUGAGUGCACCCAAUAAUUAUAUGAAAACAUCAUUCUGAGCACAACCAACAGAAACUGACAAACUCAGAGAGAGGAGAGAUGGAAAAACCAGUCUUACAGACACAACCGUCCACCCUGCCGUUUUUCGACACGGCGCACGCCUUCAACCUGCUGCGGGGAAUCCAUGAACUCCGAGCCGAGCGAAAGUUUUUUGAUGUGACUCUGUGCGCUGAAGGCCGUGAGUUCCACUGUCACCGCACAGUGUUGGCCGCUGCCAGUACCUACUUCCGGGCGAUGUUCACAGGCACUCUGAGGGAGAGUGCGAUGGACCGGGUAGUUCUACAUGAGGUGUCAGCUGAGCUCGUAGGCCUGCUGGUGGACUUCUGCUACACAGGACGGGUCACCGUCACUCAGGAUAAUGUUGACGUCCUGCUGAAGACGGCCGAUCUGUUUCAGUUCCCCUCCGUCAAAGAGGCCUGCUGUGCUUUUCUGGAGCAGCGGCUGGAUGUGUCCAACUGCUUAGAGAUCCAGGACUUUGCAGAGGCGUACGCUUGCCGAGAACUGGCGACCAGUGCUCGCCGCUUUGUCCUCAAAAACAUAAUGGAGCUGGCUAAAGGGACAGACUUUGAGCGGUUGCCGUGGAAGCGCCUCCUGGAGUUUGUGUCAGACGAUGGGCUUUGCGUGGACAAGGAGGAGGCAGUUUAUCAGAUCGCAGUGCGCUGGGUGAAGGCGGACCUCCAGCGGAGACUGCACUACUGGCCUGAGCUGCUCCAGCAGGUCCGACUCCCCUUCGUCAGGAGGUUCUUUCUGUUGGCCCAUGUGGAGAGCGACCCGCUUGUCUACCUGUCACCCACCUGCCUCCGCAUGGUGAACGAAGCGCGGAGCUUCCAGUCCUGUGAGUACGACCGCCAUGACAGGCCCUGCCACAGAAUGCGACCACGGCCAUCCACGGGACUCGCAGAGAUCCUGGUGGUGGUCGGAGGCUGCGACCAGGACUGUGACGAGCUGGUGACAGUGGACUGUUACAACCCCCAGACCGGCCAGUGGCGCUACCUGGCUGAGUUCCCUGACCACCUUGGAGGAGGCUACAGCAUAGCUGCCCUCGGAAACGAUAUGUAUGUCACAGGUGGCUCUGAUGGCUCUCGCCUCUAUGACGGCGUGUGGCGGUACAAGUCCAGCGUCAACGAGUGGACAGAGGCGGCGCCCAUGUUGAAGGCCCGCGAGUACCACAGCUCUUGCGUGGUGAAAGGUCAGCUCUACGUGGUGGCGUCGGACAGCACCGAGCGCUACGAUCAAGCUCUGGACUGCUGGGAGGCCUUACCGCCCAUGCUCCAUGCCAUGGACAACUGCUCCACCACCACGUGCAACGGACGCCUGUAUGCCAUCGGCUCUCUGACUGGGGAGGACACCAUGGCCAUCCAGUGCUACGAUGCAGACACCAACCGCUGGACCAUGGUCAGCUGUGGGCAGCUGCCUCCGUGGUCCUUCACGCCGAAAACGGUGACCCUUAAAAGCCUCAUCUACUUCAUCAGGGAUGACUCAGCUGAGGUUGAUGUUUAUAAUCCUCAGAAGAACGAGUGGGAUAAAAUAAGUCCGAUGACCCAGGUCCAUGUUGGAGGCAGUGUGGCAGCCCUGGGCGGUAAACUAUACGUGUCCGGUGGUUAUGACAAUACAUUUGAGCUGUCGGAUGUGGUGGAGGCAUAUGACCCGACCACCCGCUCAUGGACUCUUGCUGGACGACUACCUCAGCCGACCUUCUGGCACGGUAGCGUCAGCAUAUUCCGCCAGUUCAUGCCCCAGGUGUCCAGUGCAUUUGAACCCACUGACAUACCCGAGUCAAAUGCCAUCCACUUGCACCGGCACCUACGUCACCAAGCGCUCCACAAUCUCAACAACAAUCUCAACCAGAACCAGAACCAGGAUGUGAACCCAGCGCACUGAGUUCGGACAUAUAAACCCCCUGUUACAUUUACAGUCUGUUCUCCCUCUUGUGGCAGUCUGUUGACUGUUUCUCAGCCCUGUUUGGUCUCACUGCGUGGGAGACAGAAAAGUUUAAGGAAGCCGCUGCCUUCCUGUUGAAGGUGGGGAAGUUCACCAGUUAGUCCUCAGGGUCGUGUUGUGCUCCAUCAGAACUAGUUUGAUGGAUGUGUUGUCUGACCACGCUGGAUGAAAUCAAGUGUUUAAAAUGGUCCUGAACGGCUGCUCUUGGAGGUGGGAAAGCCGGCCUUUAAAAACGGGGAUGGGGGGCAUGAUAUCAUUGAAAUAUGGGGACGACAGUGUCUAUUUUCAGACAUGCCCUCCCUGAAGGCAUUCAUAGUGUCGGACUUGUUUGUUGUUAUGAAAAGUGACAGAAAUCUUUGUGUCAGGAAUCAAAAAAGAAAGAAAGAGUGAGAAGGUCAAACUCUGGCUCCUUUUCUCACCUCCACACAGCUGAAAAAUCACGGCGUGAAUUGAGUGUGAAUUUCAGUUUUGGAAAGUGUCAGAAAUGGUAGGAGCUGUACUGGCAGUUUCAUCUUGGAGGUCUUUUCUCCUCUAACACCUAAAUAUACUGUAAGAACACUUUCAACACUGCAUAAAUGCCACCUUUGUUUGUGUCACUUCAAGUAUUUUUGCAGAAUUCUCCAGAAAUAUUUGAAGAUACUAAUAUUUAAGUCCUGUUCAAGGUCCUUUUUAAUUGAAGCGUUUUUUGUAACAAGAGAGACUUCAAAGAUGAAGACUAACUGAUUAACCUUCCCACCUUCGAUAGACAGCAGCACACAGUCCCCAGCAAGGCGAGGUGUUUCUGUGUGUGAACGUCUCUGUGUUGGCAGUGGAUUACUGUGGAUUUUUUUUCUACAAACAGAAUCAAUUUAUAUUUGAAAUGCUUUAACGGGAACUCAAUUUUACACAUGACUGCAUAUGUGGAAGGAAUAAAAAAGUAGUGUGAAGCCUUUUAAGGCUCCAGAGGGAGCUGCGUCUGCGUCGGUCGAGUCUGAAGACAUCAAGUUUAAAAAAUGAAAAAAAAAUCUGUGGGUGUGGGGAGUUAGGAAGAGGUGAGUUCACCAGACCUCUGCAGCACACUCAUCUCUACUUGAGGCGAGCUGCUUGAGGCUAUAUUAGCUGCUAUCAGCUUAACACACCCAAAUCUCUGACCGAACGGUUAGAAGUCGAGUUGCAUUGUGGGUGAUGUAGGCAUGAAGUUUCGGCAAGGGAAGAAAAAUGCAUGAAAUAAAUGAGACGAUAUCUGUGAUCUGCUGCAUUGAUUUUGACCCUUUAACAGAAAUGUCCAUCAUGAGCAGAGAUUUUGGUAUUGGAAUCAUUUUGGUUUCCAUUUGUAGUCAGUAAUAUUGACUAAUCACAUUUGAGCGGCAGGUAAACAGUCCUUGUGGAGAGGCGAAACGCAUCGGCCAAAAUGCAGUCUCUGGACCCAUCGGCUAUUGUCCGACGAUGACUUAAAUUUUUAUUAGCUUUAUGUGUUCAUGGAGAUCAGUCUAAAUGACUGGGAAGAGGAAGUCUUUACCCAGAUAUCUGCUGGCUACACCGGAUCUCCUGAAAUAGUAACCAUUUCCCCCAGACAGAGGUGCGUCAGUAGACCAAUGGCCAAAGGGUUCGGAGAUUGGUCCUACAAUGCGUAAUCAGUGAAGUAAUCUUUGGCCCAAUCCCAGUACACCCCUUACCCCUGCUACUUAGGGCGCUCACGUCUAUGGGUAGGGUUUCCCAAUUAUUGUUUGGUUAGACGGGUAGCGCGAAGUGAUUGGAGGUUUUUCAGGGGCACACUCCAUAUCGAGUGCUAAAAGAAAUCAUCGGCAAGAUAGCUGGACAACAAAAGAAACCCACAACAAAGAUUUUUAAAAGAUUAGGACAACCAUCGAAUGAGCUUAGUUUAAUGUUGUUUCAAUGUGUUAUGGUCUUUUCUUUGUAACAAACAACAAAAGAAAUCACUAGCAUGCUGAUGUCUCAGUAGUUUAUCUAACUAGCUAGCUAGCACGACAGCCCCACAUUUUGACAUAUUUCCAUGUCACUUUCCCCCCAUUUGAUAAAAUAUGACACCUGAAAUUUAACUAAAGUCCAGCAGUGAAGUUGCUGCACUUGUUAGCGCUCCUCUAAUAUCAGUGCAGACUCGCAAAGUUGGAGCAGGAGUUGCUAACGUUAGCCUACAAAGCACCGCUAGUUGCCCGGUAAUAAAGCACUGUUUUCAGUUAUUUGAUGACUUGCUGAUAGAUUGAUAGUGUGAAACUGAACUUGUAAACUAAUCGCGAGCGUCCCGACAACCACAAAAGGUUGCCUGUUGCCAACGUAAGAGAAAUCAUAUUUACAAUGUCCGGCAACACUCAUCACAGCUGUUACCGUAAACGUUAGCAUACCAAUGUUGUAUCAGGGUCUUGAAGCGUUGUCCCAUUUCAUGAAGGAAGUUUUAAACCACUACAACUUGUAACUCUGCUCCAAGGGACAAGAUGGCGCUCGAAAAUGAGAGGUAGGGGUAAAAAUAUGAAAUGGGAUUGGGCCUUUGUAGCUUAGAGCCAAAUAUUCAUUCAGAACCAGCAAUAAUCUGUUUACAUUCCAAAAACGACGACAAUCACAAUUGAUAUCCAGCUUUAAACAGACACAUGGCUUCACAGGUUGGGUUUAAAUGUCUUGUACUCAAAGGAGUCUGUCAUAGGAGGAUUUCAGGAUGGUUGCAUGUGAUGUUAACUUGAUACCUUUUAUGCUAGUGAUAAAUAAUUAGGUAUCUCCGUGUGUCACUCCUGACCCUUAAACCUCUGUACUUUAUAACCACCAGUCGAAUGUGCAUGAAGAAUUUCCUUUAAGAAUUGUAUUUACGGAUGUUUUGUAUGUUUAUUUAUGGAUAUAUAUUUGUGCUGUGGUUGCUCAAGAUGUCUGCGCCCAUCAGUCGCAACAACAGAAGGAACACUCGGUAAAUGUUGUCAAUGGGUCGCCAGUAACUGGAAGUGCAAAAGAAUCUCAGUUUAUUACCAUGUAUUUUAGCUUUAAUGUUUUUAUGGUGAUGUUGAUGCAUCGUUUUCUUAGUUUUCAUACCAGUUUGUGACGUUGAAUCAGUUUUGUAAAUACAGUAUAUUAUUAACCUCAUAUACUGUGUUUGUAUAAUGUUUACAGUGUGGUUAUCAUAAAUUAAACUGCAGGCACAGAGUUUAUUCUGCAGAGUCACAUUUGAUGAGCUGUUAGCAGGUUGCUAAUAUAUUUCUUAUAAAGUGGACAGAGGUUGCGGCUGAGUGGGGAAAGAUUUUUAUAAAUGGCAACAGUAACUAAUGCGUUGACUUAUAAAGCUGUAUAUUUGAACAUAAACUCAUAA
This is a messenger RNA of Epinephelus moara (kelp grouper), 5571 nucleotides long. It is a transcript of the gene klhl21, whose product is annotated as kelch-like family member 21. Gene Ontology annotation, molecular function: protein binding. Bases 381 to 2222 code for a protein of 613 amino acids. The record is from RefSeq and is a predicted model, not a curated record. The transcript has 6 exons. NCBI's taxonomy places the organism in Eukaryota, Metazoa, Chordata, Actinopteri, Perciformes, Serranidae. Gene Ontology annotation, biological process: protein ubiquitination.